Ostrinia furnacalis (Asian corn borer) is the source of this 1124-nucleotide messenger RNA. RefSeq names its product tetratricopeptide repeat protein 25. The coding region runs from base 16 to 1017 and encodes 333 amino acids. Lineage: Eukaryota; Metazoa; Arthropoda; Insecta; Lepidoptera; Crambidae. The record is from RefSeq and is a predicted model, not a curated record. Gene Ontology annotation, molecular function: protein binding. Gene Ontology annotation, cellular component: cytoplasm. The transcript has 3 exons.
CCGGAUCACCGCACCAUGGCAAGCGACGAAAAUGCCAUAGCUCAGGCCCGAAAUAUCCUUGGACUGACCAAGGAUGCAGAGUUCCUUCAAAGUUUCGUUCGAGUCGGAGUCGGCGAUGAAGAGGAGGAAGCCCCAAUUCCAAAGGCGUCGAUCAGUAAGCGAGCGCCGCAGUCUGGCGAAAAAGGCGAAAAUGAAGUGGAGGAGGAAAAACACCCCGGGAAGGAGAGAAAGGAGUCGAUCAAGCCUCGUAAAAGAAAGGAACGUAAGCCGAAACGGGAAAGGAGACGCCGGGAGGAGGAGCUGUAUACGGACAAGGACCGCGCGGCUGCCGUGGUCAUGGGCUACAAGGAUAUCAAACAGUCUCUGAAUAUAAAAGACAAGGCGGAGAGGAGCAGCGCUCUGCAGCUUCCCAUAGAAGCGGACGCGGGCACUCUCCUGGCGCUGGCCCGCGCUGAAAUGAUGCGGGAACGGUAUAGGACGGCUGUAUCUUUCGUGGACAAGGCGAUUGAGCUAGCCCCCGAAGAGAAGGCUGCUUACGUCGCUCGAAGCAGAUGCUAUUUACUGUUGGGCGAGCCACGGGCGGCGCUGACCGACGCUGAAACCGCCCUGAAGCUUGAUCCCAAGCACGCCAAGGCGCUCCUGCAGAAGGCUGAGGCUCUGUACUACUGCGGCGAGUUCGAAAUGAGCCUGGUCCACUACCACCGCGGACUGCGAGCGAGACCAGACUUGAGCGAGUUCAGACUGGGCGUCCAGAAAGCACAGGAAGCAAUAGAGAACACAAUCGGUGACGUCAAGCCAGUGAAGCGACCGCCACCCAAGAGGCGUUCUUCCUCCAAGUCCCAGCGCCCUGUCCUCGGCCAACUGAUGUCAGACAAACUUUACCUCGAAAACUUGCUUAAAAACCCCGACCUGGCCAUCGCCGACAAAAAGAACGAUGUCGUAACGAAGCAGGCAGAAGAAGCAAUUAGGUUUUUGGAAAAUAGAGAGGAGUUUUGGAGACAGCAGCAGACUUGUUAAUCUUCGCUUGUAGGCAGAGAAUACACACACUAUUAGUUGUGGCUGAACAAUAAUCGCAUGCGCAGUUAUCGAACAACGUACAAUAUAACUAGCUUUAUUAUAAUACA